AAUAUUCAUGACGAUAGUGCAGGUGUAAUUAGAAACCUUUGUAGUGUAAUUUUCAUUUCCAAACUCAAUUCCCUUUGUUCUCGAACUCUGGUGGUGCUCAUCGCGCCCAAACCGUCUCCUCAGUUCCAUAGCCAAUUGAAUCUCGCCUAGCAUUCAAGCUCACCACCCCUAAGCUCGCCGUGAUCAGCAAGGUCGUCGCGACUGUCAAGCUCAUCGCCAACCAGUGCGUGCCGCCACGCCAUGGUCACAACCUAACUCCUCGUCAAAUAGCCAAGUUUGUAAGUUGUGGGACAGAAGCAGCCUAUUUCAUCCAAAGCCCAGUUGACAAUUUCAUUGUUUCGGAGAGAGAUGAUGCUGCCAAGGGCAUUGUUGGCUAGAUUCAUUCAAAAAUCAUCCACCGUUUCUCCUUUCCAAUUCAAUCAACAGAGAGCAUUGCAUAGCAGGAAUAAGAAAGCAUUGGAAUUCAUUGCUAAAGGCUGGAAUGCUUUGAAGGAGGUUGAUAGAGUGAUAGAUUAUUGCGAGCUCAAUGAUAAGCGCCUCAUUCCUCUUCUCAGGACAGCUAAGGAGAAUUUUGAGCUUGCUUUGGAAGCUGAUAACACCAAUACCCAUGCUAGGUAUUGGUUGUCCAGAUUGCAUAUGAAGUACCAUGUUCCAGGAGCUAAUAAAGCCGUAGGUGCUGCUUUAUUGGUAGAAGCGGCUGAAAUGGGUGAUCCUGAUGCACAGUAUGCACUGGGUUGUCAUUUAAGAGUUGAGAAUGAUUAUGUCCACUCUGAUCAACAAGCAUUUUAUUAUUUGGAGAAAGCUGUGGACCAGUUGCAUCCAGGUGCUCUAUACCUUUUGGGUGCUGUAUAUUUGACAGGCGACUGUGUCAAGAAAGAUAUUGCUUCUGCAUUGUGGUGUUUCCACAGAGCAUCUGAGAAGGGCCAUGCUGGGGCAGCUAUAGCAUGUGGAUCUCUUCUUCUUAAAGGUGUUGAGAUUCCAGAAUCGUUAAUAAAAUUCAGUAAGAAGAGAGGUGCAGCAGCUCAUAGACGAGGGAAGAGUAAGGGAAGUGUUGCAAUUGAGCCGGUAGAGAUGGCAAGAGAAAAGUUUGAAAUUGCGGCAAAAGCAGGGUGUAAUCUUGGAUUCAAAUGGCUUGCAAGGUUGGAGGAGGAAGAGAGACGGGCACUCACGGAAGGGCACUGACAAGUGCGGUGCUUUUUUGUAGCAGAACCUAUGAAAUAUCAUUUAGCUUCUCUGAAUUAUGUAUUCUAGUCACUGAAAAAACAAUAAAGCAGUAGAUUAGUGAUAUUUUAGCAGGAGUUAAGCUCAAAAGGUGCCAUUUCAUUAUUUCAAUGUUCUGAAAAUCUAUCCUGAAAAGACCAGGUCUAGUCCCUGUAUCUUAGGGUACAUCUUAUAAUUACUACACCAAUAGAUAUGAUUGAUGAAUGUCUAA
This is a messenger RNA of Vigna unguiculata (cowpea), 1432 nucleotides long. Its product is annotated as binding protein. The record is from RefSeq and is a predicted model, not a curated record. Gene Ontology annotation, molecular function: protein binding. NCBI's taxonomy places the organism in Eukaryota, Viridiplantae, Streptophyta, Magnoliopsida, Fabales, Fabaceae.